Molecule: messenger RNA, 1566 nt
Organism: Helianthus annuus (common sunflower)
Lineage: Eukaryota; Viridiplantae; Streptophyta; Magnoliopsida; Asterales; Asteraceae
Product: calphotin-like
Exons: 2
Coding region: 1-1566 (521 amino acids)
Source: RefSeq, a predicted model, not a curated record
AUGUCUUCAUCGAGUGGGGUCUCUGACCCAGUGCCGGUAGAUUCUGACGACCCGAUGCACUCAGACCCGGAGGUCUACACAUCGGACACGGAGAGUACGGACGAUGAUGGAUUUCUGCCAUUCGCGCUACCAGAUUUCGGUGACGACAUACAGCUAGCUGAUGGCAUUCCAGCCGGGGAUCUACCUCUUGCGGAGAUCCCUGCUCCUAUUCCACUCGCUGCAUUUCCCGGCAAGGAUUUGCCACUUGAUGUAGUGUCAGAUGACGACGUCGAUCUUUUCGAGGGUCUCCCUGAGGACGACCAUGAGGGCGGGGCCCCGAUUGCGGAUGAUGUCGCUCUUCCGUUGGUUGAGAUUCCUGAUAUGGAGGUUCAUUUUGAUUCGUCAGUCUCAGAUUCUUUUGAGUUGGUAGCUUCCUCUAUUCCACCGUUGGGAUUCGGUUUCAUCCCUCGUAUUGACGAUGAUGAGGAUAUAGAGAUGGAGGGCGAGUUUGACCCUGUUUUUCCAUUUGACCACGAUUUAGACCAGGAGGACGAGUUGGUCCUCGAGGAGCAGCCUGCUGAGGCUCCUCCUGCUCCUGUCGAUCCAGAGCCUGAUAUAGUUCCAGAGCACGUCCUUGCUCUUGACCCUGUUCAUGAAGAUGCUCCCGUUUUUGUACCACCAGUUAUUGAUGCUCUUGCCAUACCACCACCAGUCGUGGAGAUUCCAGUCAUGGCACCUCUGCCUGACCCCGUCUUUGCUGAGUUACCAGUCAUUGCGCUAUUAUUUCCCGAUUCAGCCCCUGUGCAUGCUGAUCAUGCACCUUUUGCUACUCACAUAGACCCUCGAUAUGCGGACACCCGUAAUGGGUGGAUCGAGGAGGAUGACUACCCUCCAUAUGUGAUCCCAGUCACUCCCCCUACCGCACCUAUUACUGCACCACUUGAUAUUCCGUUGUUUCCCCCGCACACCAAAGACGUCCAACGUACCGAUCUUCCGAUUACCUUUCUCCAUGACAUUCCUCUGCCACGACCUGGGGAGGGAUCGUCGAGACAGCCUUUUGGUCACAUACCAUUUAUGUCAGGAGAUAGCCAGUUUAUACCACCGAUUUCUUAUCCUGGUUUUGUUCCACCCAUGUCGUCUACUGUACCUGUCAUGUCUCAGUUUCCCCAUACUACUUUACCGUUUACAUCUGCCCCACACACUACUUAUCCAGUUUCAGCUCCGAUGGGCGAGCCAUUUCUAUGGUCAUCACCCCAUGUUAUGCCAUUAUCCGACCCUUAUCACCCAUUUCACGUCGGAUACACUACGAAGGAUAUACUUACGUCACUGCAGCUACAGCAGGAUGCCCUGAGUCGACGUAUUCAGGAGUUGGAGAGAGCUCCACGUCCUCCAUGCCACUGCCAGACCCCGUUAGCAGCACCACACGCUCCUUUUCCAUCACUCCCUGACUCAGAUAUUCGUUUCCUUCCUCUUGACCAGCAGGUUGCUUACCUGUUGUGUUUCGCCUAUGCUCUUGAGGAGGACUUGGUGCAUUUGCGCCGGUUGCUUUUCUCUCACUUUCCACCUCCUCCGCCGCCAUCAGCAUAG